Verticillium alfalfae VaMs.102 is the source of this 972-nucleotide messenger RNA. RefSeq lists its product with no specific name. The record is from RefSeq and is a predicted model, not a curated record. The coding region runs from base 1 to 972 and encodes 323 amino acids. The transcript has 2 exons. NCBI's taxonomy places the organism in Eukaryota, Fungi, Ascomycota, Sordariomycetes, Glomerellales, Plectosphaerellaceae.
AUGAAGUUUCUCUCUCCAGCUGUGGUAGGCUCACUCACCGCCUGGCCAGUACUGGUGGCCUCUUUUGAGGAAGGCUGUGGCCUUGAAACUCAUUUGACAGUUACGGAGACGCAAAACGUCGAAAUUAUCUCCUGCACUGAUGAUGCGACAUUCACGCGCACCACAUCUGUCGUCCGCACAUUAGUUUUCCAUGCUCGGCCACCAUACAUUCUGGUCCACGAAGGGUACGAAGGACCAGUUCCGACAACAGUCACGUUUGCCCCAACAGGAACAGAUCCUGGCACCAUAGUCAUUUACACACCGACCGACGCCCCUGAUGAUGAACAAAAUAAGAAGGAUGGCUCACAGUCUGUACACACAACAUCGCAGCACCCUGGCGGAGGCUGGCCUACAAAUUGGCCUUACCCACCGCCAUGGGUGCCGUGGCAGUCUGAUUCUCACGACAAGUUCGUGCCGUACCCAACCAAUAUCGGCCGGGUAACAACCUUGAAAAGUGAGGCCACACCAGGAACUUCGACAACAGCUGCCUUUACUUCACCUGCCUCCGGAUCUGAGGCUCCUUCUAACUCUUGGCUACCAAUCGAAUCGACCUUCAGUAACUCGCAGGAUGCCAUGGAAAGCAAGAGCGCGGAUAUAUCUGCUUCGCGAACAAACUCGAUGCCCUCGUCAUCCAUUAUUGGCUCCUUCUUCACAUCAGCCACAGGAUCCUCUUCUGAGCCACUCCCUAGCUCUGGUUUCCCUUUUCCCAGUUCACUGCUGCCCGAAUCCAGUUUCAUCCUGCCAAAUAGCAACUCCGCCGAGCCCAGUUCAGUUACCCCGUCUGAAAAUUCCUUUCCGCCUUUCUUUAGCUCUGAUUCCCCGAUCCCCAGUUCAUUACCACCCCAGCCUAGUUCCCUUCUUCCCAACAGUGCUUCGGCUGAUCCCAGUCAUGAUCCCCUGCCUAGUCACUUGAUUCGCUCUCCAGCUCGAUAG